AUGGAAACACAAUUAAGCAGUCUUUGUCCGAUAUUAGGGUUUGUGAUCCGAUUUGCGAAGGUGUAUUACCAUUCGGAAAUAGAUUUUGGGUAUGACUUUGUGACUUGUGGCUCAGCACUCAAGAUUUUGAAUGUAGCUGGAAAUGUGAGACUGCACUCCCACGAUGUCAAGUAUGGGUCAGGAAGUGGUCAGCAGUCUGUGACCGGUGUAGAUUCCUCAGAUGAUCACAACAGUUACUGGCAGGUGCAUGGCAAGACUGGAGCUCACUGUGUACGCGGGAACCCGGUCAAGUGUGGACAGACCAUACGUCUGAUGCACGUGUCCACCAAGAGGAACUUGCACAGCCACCACUUCCAGUCUCCUCUGUCCCGGAACCUGGAGGUCAGCGCUUUUGGGGAGGAGGGGGAGGGAGAUGAAGGAGAUAACUGGGUCAUAGUCUGCCAUAACAAAUUCUGGAGCAGAAGUGAGAAAAUACAGAUCAAACAUGUCACCACAGAACAUUACCUCCAUGUCUCUGGUGACACAUACGGUCGUCCCAUUCAUGGCCAGAAAGAGAUCUGUGCCUAUCCAUCCAUCCAUGACUCCAACUACUGGCAGGCGGCUGAGGGCAUCUACAUUAAACCCACAGAGGUCAAGUCUCGCACAUCCGCUGAUGAUGAUGAAGAUGGGAACGAUGAUAGCGAUGACAAGGAGCCUGUGUCUCAUGAUGAAUUUUAG
Messenger RNA from Candidula unifasciata, 717 nucleotides. The record is from the annotation of a GenBank genome assembly. NCBI's taxonomy places the organism in Eukaryota, Metazoa, Mollusca, Gastropoda, Stylommatophora, Geomitridae.